AUGUCCAAAAAAAGGAAAUUGAAAGAUUAUGAGAAAGUUGCACUUAUUGAGGAGUGUAGUGUUAUAAUCCAAAAUAAGCUUCCACUAAAGCUUAAGGAUCCGAAGACUUUUUUUAUCCUUUGUACUAUUGGUAAUGUUGAAUUUUCUAAGGCUUUGUGUGAUUUCGGCGAUAGUGUUUCACUUAUGCCUUUGUUUAUUUUCAAGAAACCUGGACUUGAGGAGAUAAAAACCAUUACAGUUACUUUGCAGUUAGCUGACAGAUCAAUCAAGUACCCCAUUGGGAUUAUAGAGAAUGUUUUGGUUAAAGUUGAGAAAUUCUACAUUUCAAUAGACUUCAUUGUGCUUGAAAUGGACGAAGAUGUUGAGAUUCCUCUUAUUUUGGGACGACUAUUCUUGGCUACAGUAGGAGAAAUUAUAGAUGUGAAGAAUGGUAAGCUAACCUUCAAAGUUAGAGAAGAGAAAGUUGUGUUUAAUGUGUUCAAUACAACUAAGUAUCCUUCCUCUACAGAUAAUUGCUAUGGAGUGGAUUUAGUUGAUAAGUUGACUAAGGAGGUAUUUGAUCGAACGGUGUCAAAACAGAGAAGAAAACCGAAGAUUAUACACAAGUCAGCAAGGUUGGCACCACCAUGGAAGAGUUGGUGCUGUGAUGCCGAGGAGAAGAAUGGUGGCACCAUAUUAAAGGCAGCAAAUGUGGCGUUGUAG
Messenger RNA from Theobroma cacao (cacao), 702 nucleotides. RefSeq lists its product as uncharacterized. The record is from RefSeq and is a predicted model, not a curated record. Lineage: Eukaryota; Viridiplantae; Streptophyta; Magnoliopsida; Malvales; Malvaceae.